Molecule: messenger RNA, 495 nt
Organism: Chironomus riparius
Lineage: Eukaryota; Metazoa; Arthropoda; Insecta; Diptera; Chironomidae
Source: the annotation of a GenBank genome assembly
AUGGAAGAGCAAUUUAAAAUUAAGCAGAUGAACUUUAAAGCCGAAGAGCAGGAAGUCAAUCAAUAUUUGAUGUCAACAGAGAGGGUUGACAACAUUGAUCCAUCAGCUCGGGUUUAUCUUGAUGAAAUGGAAGCUAUGGCUGAUUGUGUCAAACAUCAUGAGAUGAUUCUUCAGUUUGGAAAAAUGUUGCAGGACGUUUACAGUGUGUUUAGUUCUUCGAAGCUGUUCUACUCAACAUUCCUACAAUGUUUUCUAGCGUACGCCCUGUCAUCAAUGAGCUGUAGAUGUGGAGAAGCUUUAAUGCGAUCAAAUUGGGAAAGUUUUAAUGUGACCAUUCGACGUGGUAUGAUAAUUAUCUUAUCGUACGCUAUCAAUCCAAUAGAAUUGUUGGGAAUGAAAAUUAAUGCAUUAAAUGUUGAUCAGUUUCGAGCUGUAAUGGGAACUACGUUCUCAUAUUAUACACUUUUAAUGAAGAUGAAGGAUAGACGUUCUUAA